AUGGCCUAUCUCAUUUUGCUCCUCAUCCUCCUCGUAGCCCUCAUCCUCCUGCGUCCUCGGAAUCUCCCGCCAGGACCAAAAGGGAUCCCUUUGCUCGGCAAUCUGUUUGAUCUUCCCCCGCCAGGCGAGCAGGAAUGGCAACACUGGCUCAAACAUAAAGAUUUAUACGGCCCCCUCAGCUCCGUCACAGUGCUGGGAAAGACGCUGAUCAUCAUCAACGACCGCGCGCUGGCCUUUCAAAUCCUGGAAAAGAACUCGGCCACCACCUCGUCGCGACCGCGGUUCACCUUUGCGAAUGAACUGUGUGGCUGGGAUAGGGUCAUCUUGAACAUCGACUACUCGCCGCUCCUGCGCACAUACCGGCGUGCCAUCACGCGUGGGAUUGGCACCCGAGAGUCCGCCGCCAGAUUCCAUUCCCUCCUGCAAUCCGAGACUCGUCAGUUUCUCGUGCGUGUCUUGAAUUCCCCGGAGAAAUUCAUCGAACAUAACCGGACUGCCGCCGGAGCAGUGGUCCUGAAGAUUGUAUAUGGAUAUCACAGUGAACAGGAAGGUGACCCAUUAGUCCAUCUGGCCAGACAAACCAUCAGCGAAUUCUCCGACGCGGUCGCCCCGAAAUGGCUUGUCGAUAUUCUUCCAGCCUUGAAAUAUAUCCCCCCCUGGAUGCCAGGAGGGAGCUUCCACCGCGUGGCCCGGCGGUACCGCGACGCCGUGACCCGGCUGGCGACGCUCCCCUUCACCUUCACCAAGUCGCAGAUGAGCCAGGGCCAGGAGCGCAUCUCGUUCGUGUCGACGCUGCUGCGACAGGGCGAGGAGGAAGAGGUGGUGAAAUGGUCUGCGGAGGGGAUAUACGGCGGGGGAUCGGACACAACGGUGAGCGUGCUGGAAGCCUUCUUCCUGGCCAUGAUGCUGUUCCCCGACGUGCAACGCAAAGCGCAGGCCGAGAUCGACAAAGCAUUCAACCAUGAACCGACGCUCCCCAGUGUCUCGGACCGGGCAAGACUGCCCUACCUGCACGCGCUCAUCAAGGAGACUCUCCGCUGGCACAGCAUCGUCCCGCUGGGGAUCCCCCACCGCGCCGAGACCGCACACGUUGUCAACUCCCAUCUCAUCCCCGCGGACGCCAUCCUGAUCGCGAACGUGUGGGCGUUCAACAACGACCCCGCGGUGUAUCCCCGCCCGCGGCAGUUCGUCCCGGAGCGGUUCCUGCCGGGCGGCAACCCCGCACCCGACCCCGCAGACGUGAUCUUCGGCUUCGGUCGGCGAGUGUGUCCUGGCCGACUCAUUGCGGAGACGUCCAUCUUUCUCAUGGUCGCGCACACCCUCGCCGUGUUUGACAUCAAGCCUGCCCCGGGCGCAGACUCGUUCUCCCCGCACUUCACCCCGGGGGCCAUCUCGCACCCGCAAGUCUAUCCGGCCGUGUUUACUCCCCGCAGCCAGCGACAUGCCCGUCUCAUCCGGCGCUUUGAGGCGGACAAUCCGGUCGAGGGGGGGGAUUCUCAUCUCUUAUAAUACUCUCCAUGUCUAUUAUG
Penicilliopsis zonata CBS 506.65 is the source of this 1529-nucleotide messenger RNA. RefSeq lists its product as hypothetical. The record is from RefSeq and is a predicted model, not a curated record. Gene Ontology annotation, molecular function: heme binding; iron ion binding; oxidoreductase activity, acting on paired donors, with incorporation or reduction of molecular oxygen. The transcript is spliced from 5 exons. The coding region runs from base 1 to 1509 and encodes 502 amino acids. Lineage: Eukaryota; Fungi; Ascomycota; Eurotiomycetes; Eurotiales; Aspergillaceae.